This is a messenger RNA of Oncorhynchus gorbuscha (pink salmon), 763 nucleotides long. Its product is annotated as cytoskeletal protein Sojo-like. The transcript has 10 exons. The record is from RefSeq and is a predicted model, not a curated record. The coding region runs from base 14 to 748 and encodes 244 amino acids. Lineage: Eukaryota; Metazoa; Chordata; Actinopteri; Salmoniformes; Salmonidae.
AAGCGGUUCUGCAAUGAAUAAACUGGACAAUGUAACUGGAUACAACGACAAACUCGUUCUUGAGGUAUGGACCCUGACUAAUGAGGUAGACGAUCUAAAGAAGAGAACUGUGACUUCUGCAACUAAGAUCAAUGAGCUCCAAAAGUUGCUGGACGAGAAGAUCAAAGAACUGGCAAAGAAAACACAGGAACUAGAGGAUAAUGCUCCUCAACCAGAGAACGUUCUAAGGAUCAUUGCAAUACAGAAUGAGAUCUUGAACCUGCAGAAAGGAGUUAGCAAUGGGAUAAACUUUGACCAGAUUGCUGCACUUGAGAAUGAACUGGAUGCAUUGAUUGCCACAAUCGAGGAGAAGAACAAUGGCAACUGUAAACAGAUUCUGCAGAUCAUUGCACUCCAAAAUCAAGUGACAAGAUUGCAGAGGCAAGAGUUAGAGUUAAAUCAGUCAUCUGAGGCCAAGAUUGCUGAGCUAAAGAAUCAGCUACAGGAGACGAGAGACCAGCUGAAUGAAAAGAGAAACGAGCUGAAAGAAACUGACAGUAGAAUUCCACAACUCAUUGCAGAGACCAUGGGACUUCGUAACAAACUGACAGAGUUAGAAAGAACAUUAUCAGAGCUCAAACGGACAAGUGCUGACAAGAUGGAAGAUCUACAGAGUCUACUGAAGCAGAAGAGCAAGCAACGAAGAAAACACUACACAACUGAGGACUGUAGAUGCCAAAAAUGCAGAACAGAUUCUGAAGAUCAUUGAACUACAGAAACAAAU